Messenger RNA from Pleurotus ostreatus (oyster mushroom), 1473 nucleotides. RefSeq lists its product as uncharacterized. The transcript has 6 exons. The record is from RefSeq and is a predicted model, not a curated record. Lineage: Eukaryota; Fungi; Basidiomycota; Agaricomycetes; Agaricales; Pleurotaceae. Bases 1 to 1473 code for a protein of 490 amino acids.
AUGCUUUACUUGACUUCUGAUGCAUUUCCAAUAUUCGUCCCUUUUGGUGUCAUUGGCUUCUACCGAUACCUCUGGUACCUAAUUCGCGUAACCGCUUCUGUCGUCUACCGCCCAGUCCCACUACCCGAAAACCCAACCUAUAUCGCCUCGGAAGAUGUUACCAUCAUCGUGCCCACAAUCGACGCCGGCGAGGAAUUCAAAGAAGCUGCGAACAGCUGGCUCGUCGGCAAGCCCAAGGAAAUCCUUAUCAUCACGGAGGAAAAGAUGCUUGGCCCCCUCCAAGAACUCGCCAACGCCGUCGACCCGGAGCGUAUACGAGUCCUGACUGUGCCUUUCGCCAACAAGCGGCUGCAGAUGAGCCACGGCAUCAAGAACACCACCACUGAUAUCAUUGUUUUCGCCGAUGAUGAUGCUAUCUGGCCGCCCACCCUCCUCCCUUACACCCUUGCAUGCUUUGAGGACCAGAAGGUUGGCGGUGUUGGAACAAGUCAGCGUGUCCAGUCUGUGGGCAAGCGGAUGACGGUGUGGGAAGUACUCGCUGCGUUUCGUCUCACUAUCCGAAACAUCGAGAUCUCUGCUUCAACGCAUAUCGACGGCGGUCUUCCAUGUUUGUCCGGGCGCACAGCCGCUUACCGUACCGUUAUUCUCAAGGACCCCGAAUUCCUCCACGGCUUCACCCACGACUACUGGUUGGGUAAAUACCAACUCAAUUCUGGUGACGACAAGUUCUUGACCCGCUGGAUGGUGAGCCAUGGAUGGAGUACCUACGCCCAGUGCUGCAAAGAAGCAGAGCUCUUGAGCACUAUGAAGCCCAAUUGGCGAUUCCUCAAGCAAGUAUUGCGAUGGACUCGAAAUACUUGGCGUUCCGAUCUCAGAAGUUUAUUCAUGGAGAGGCAUAUAUGGACGGCGCAUCCUUACGUAGCAUAUACGAUGGUUGACAAACUUAUCAACCCUUUUACGCUUCUCGUCGGGCCUUGUCUUGUCUCUUAUCUCAUAUAUAAGAGUACAAUACCAAUAGAGAAAGGCGGUUAUCAUUUGCCUUGGAAUAUUCUCAUAUCCUACCUUGUCUGGUUGUCUGCGACCCGUACAGCUAAGCUGCUACCUCAUCUAUGGACCCGCCCGCAAGAUAUCGUUUACGUACCCGCAUUCAUCCUGUUCGGAUAUUAUUUCGCUAUCAUGAAACUAUAUGCCCUCUGCACGCUUCACGAGACUGGUUGGGGAACUCGUGCCGGUAUCGGUGAUGCCUCCGCUGCGACUGCAGCCAUGGACAACAUGGGCACCCCGAACGAAAAGGCCGCACCAUCGUACAACCCAUCACAACAACCACAACCAUACUACAGCCAACCUCCGAACAGCAACAACAUCAGUCUAUCGCCGUUCUCGGAUCGGAACGAGGUUCCCGUAUACUCACAGAGAGGGCAGUCGCCGUAUCACCAAGGCGGCGAUGAUAUGCAGAUGGGUUAUGCAAAGUAA